UCUGCUUCCCUCUCGACGCCGGUGGCUCGCUCGCAGUCGCAGCUCACCAGCCGCCGCCCAGGUCGCCGCCGCGCCGCCGCUCGCUCGUAGCUCCGCACGUGCGUCGCUGCGCCACCGGCCGGCCACCGUCGUUGCGGUGGGGGAGAGGGAGGGAGGCGGAGAGACAGGAAGCGGCGGCGGCGGCGGCGGCGGCGAUGAGGAUCGAGGAGGUGCAGUCGACGACGAAGAAGCAGAGGAUCGCGACGCACACCCACAUAAAGGGCCUCGGCCUCGACGCGAAUGGGGCGGCGAUAGGGUUGGCGGCGGGGUUCGUGGGGCAGGGGGCGGCGAGGGAGGCUGCCGGGCUGGUGGUCGACAUGAUUCGCCAGAAGAAGAUGGCCGGGCGCGCGCUGCUUCUCGCCGGCCCGCCCGCCACCGGCAAGACGGCUCUCGCUCUCGGCAUCUCCCAGGAGCUCGGUAGUAAGGUCCCUUUCUGUCCUAUGGUAGGAUCAGAAGUGUAUUCCUCAGAGGUCAAGAAAACUGAGGUGCUAAUGGAGAAUUUCCGUAGAGCUAUAGGUUUGCGUAUAAAAGAAAAUAAAGAGGUCUACGAAGGAGAGGUUACUGAACUUUCCCCAGAAGAGGCUGAGAGUACAACAGGUGGAUAUGGAAAAAGCAUUAGCCAUGUAAUCAUAGGUCUGAAGACUGUAAAAGGGACUAAGCAACUGAAGCUAGAUCCUACAAUUUAUGAUGCUUUAAUAAAGGAAAAGGUGUCAGUGGGUGAUGUUAUAUACAUUGAAGCUAAUAGUGGUGCGGUCAAAAGAGUUGGUAGAUGUGAUGCUUUUGCUACAGAAUACGAUCUUGAAGCUGAGGAGUAUGUUCCAAUCCCCAAAGGGGAGGUCCAUAAGAAGAAGGAAAUAGUGCAGGAUGUUACGCUUCAUGACCUUGAUGCUGCAAAUGCUCAACCACAAGGAGGCCAAGAUAUUUUGUCCCUUAUGGGACAGAUGAUGAAGCCACGGAAAACUGAAAUCACUGAGAAGCUACGACAAGAAAUCAAUAAGGUGGUUAACAGAUAUAUUGAUGAAGGAAUUGCUGAGCUUGUACCUGGUGUUCUGUUCAUUGACGAGGUCCACAUGUUAGACAUUGAAUGCUUCUCUUAUCUUAAUCGUGCUUUGGAGAGCCCAUUAUCACCAAUUGUGAUACUUGCUACGAACAGAGGAAUAUGUAACGUAAGAGGAACUGAUAUGACAAGUCCACAUGGUAUACCAGUUGAUCUUCUAGACAGAUUGGUGAUUAUUCGAACAGAAACAUAUGGUCCCACUGAGAUGAUCCAGAUACUUGCUAUUAGAGCGCAGGUGGAAGAGAUUGACAUUGAUGAAGAAAGUCUCGCAUUUUUAGGAGAGAUUGGACAACAGACAUCUUUGAGGCAUGCUAUUCAGUUGCUAUCACCCGCCAGUGUAGUUGCAAAGGCUAAUGGGAGAGAGAAGAUCAGCAAGGCCGAUCUUGAGGAAGUCAGUGCUCUGUAUUUGGACGCUAAAUCAUCGGCUCGUCUCCUUCAGGAGCAGCAAGGAAGAUACAUUACUUAAAUUUCUCUUGCAGUAUGACGAUAAACUCGAGAAUUUGUCCCUAUUCAUGCUGUACACAGGUGCGAAGACUCUUUCAGGAGCACACUUGAUUGAUUUUUGCAGAAAUGUAGAAACUGAACAAUGUACCCCUGCACUGUAGGCAGCCUCUAGAGAAUAGCAGCAUUUUCGAAGUAUUGCUUGUUCAAACUACUGUUUGCUGAGUAGAUCUCCUAUGGAAUUAUCGUGUUUCUUAAUUGUCCAUGCUAACCAGUAGUUUGAUACUGUUUUAUCUAAUGAGCAUUUUCAUGUCGGUUCUUGAUCA
Messenger RNA from Oryza sativa Japonica Group (Japanese rice), 1863 nucleotides. Its product is annotated as ruvB-like protein 1. The record is from RefSeq and is a predicted model, not a curated record. Gene Ontology annotation, molecular function: DNA helicase activity; ATP binding; ATP hydrolysis activity. Gene Ontology annotation, biological process: box C/D snoRNP assembly; chromatin remodeling; regulation of transcription by RNA polymerase II. Gene Ontology annotation, cellular component: Swr1 complex; R2TP complex; NuA4 histone acetyltransferase complex. NCBI's taxonomy places the organism in Eukaryota, Viridiplantae, Streptophyta, Magnoliopsida, Poales, Poaceae.